AUGACCAUUAAAUGGCUAGAAGGCGGGCCUCAGAAUGCGAAAUUACAAGCCAACCUCGAUCCAGGCAACGCCUCGAUGGUGAAGGAUCCAGUCACAUCCAGAGAAGUUUGCUACGACACCAUCGGCUGUCGCGGAAAGAGAAAGGCUGUCGAUCGCAAGCCCCAGGCGACGUAUACCUUUAAAGACUGCACAUUUGGCGAAACAAGCAUGUUGCUCGUCGGAAGUGCAGGUCCUACGAGCGAAACCGUGGUCUACCGUGAUUACGGAAGUGGUCGACCAUUUUUGGUCAAUGGUGAUAUGGAUAAAAAUACAUUCUUGAGAGAUUUCUGUGGAAGGAGAGAGUAUGGUUAA
Molecule: messenger RNA, 351 nt
Organism: Penicillium hordei
Lineage: Eukaryota; Fungi; Ascomycota; Eurotiomycetes; Eurotiales; Aspergillaceae
Exons: 2
Coding region: 1-351 (116 amino acids)
Source: RefSeq, a predicted model, not a curated record